This is a messenger RNA of Diachasma alloeum, 1616 nucleotides long. RefSeq names its product heat shock 70 kDa protein 14. The transcript has 5 exons. Gene Ontology annotation, biological process: protein refolding; cellular response to unfolded protein. Lineage: Eukaryota; Metazoa; Arthropoda; Insecta; Hymenoptera; Braconidae. Gene Ontology annotation, cellular component: ribosome; cytoplasm. Gene Ontology annotation, molecular function: ATP binding; ATP hydrolysis activity; ATP-dependent protein folding chaperone. Bases 33 to 1562 code for a protein of 509 amino acids. The record is from RefSeq and is a predicted model, not a curated record.
GCAGCCCGCGUCUUGUGCAUGUGCGUGGAAUCAUGGCCCUAGCUGCAUCUGCCUUCGGGCUUUAUCUGGGAAAUACUUCCUCCUGUCUCGCCAUUUACAAAGAUGAGAAUGUGGAUGUCGUUGCCAAUCAUGCGGGGGACAGAGUCACAGCUGCUGUCAUCGCUUUUCACGAGACCGAACAGAUAAUAGGGGCAGCAGCAAAAUCAGGUUUAUUCCGAAACGCCGCAAUAACCGUCCUAAACAAUAAACGCCUGAUGAACAAAGAGAUAGACUCGAAUGAGUUAGAUACUGCCAUAAAAAAGAGCUCAGUCCCAAUAAUAACAGAGUCAGAGCUUCAGUAUUCAAUCACAGUAGGUGAUAAAAUCGAGAAAAUUACCCCGAAAAAGAUAUCCUCAUUACUCUCAGGUGCAAUGUACGAUAUAUCCACGACAGCAGCUCAUGACGACGAGGAGCACAACGUCGUGUUGUGCGUCCCUCACAGAUUCAAUAGCGAGAGUAUCCAAGAGUGGAGUGAUUCAGCAGCUAGUGCUGGGUUCAAGGUACUUCAGGUCAUUGCUGAACCCGUGGCGUCUUGCCUCGCUCAUGGGUUGGGGAAGAACAAGAAGGAGUCAGAGCUUGUCCUAGUCUACCGAGUAGGUGGCGUAUCAAGUGACGUAACCCUGGUCAAAGCAACCGGUGGUGCAUUCACGAUACAAUGCACUCAGUACUACCCCUCCCUAGGCGGUCACAAGCUCACAGAUCUGUUGACAACCUACUUAGCUGAGGAAUUCCGAAACAAAUACAAGAUCGACCCAACCGAGAGUCGUAGAUCAAUCUCAAAACUGAAGAUCGAAGCGGAGAGAUGCAAGCACGUUCUCUCGACGAUGUCCACAGCCCACCUCUUCGUGGAGUCCCUCUGCGAGGGUGUGGACUUCAGUCACAACAUCACGAGAGCCAGAUUCGAGAAUCUCAUAGGGCCCCACAUCUCCGAGUACAUCCAGCCGAUUCAGGAUAUCCUCAACAGCACAUCUCACACGAUAAUGGACAUCAGGAAGAUAAUCCUCUGCGGUGGAACAAUGAAGAUCCCAAAGCUCCAGGAGAAGAUUGGCUCGAUAUUCCCCUGCGGAGAGGUCUUGUCCUCCAGGUGGAGCCCUGACGAGACAAUGGCCAUAGGGGCUGCAAUGCACUCGUCCCUUCUCUUAUCCCAAGGAAUUCACGAUCGUGACUUGAAUUCAACGCAUGUCGAGUUGUAUGCCCUAGGCAGAUCGAUCUGCCUGAAAUUUGAGGAUAUCGAAACUGUGAUCAUUCCUGAGGACACAAUCGUGCCCAUCAAAAUUCAGACGAUAAUUGACAUGCCUGAAAUCACGGGGGAGAAAGUACGAGUGAAUAUUUUCGAGGGCGAGGACAACGGCAAUGAGAUUACUAAUCAAAUUGGACUGAUUUCUCUUGACGUGAAGAAUCCUGGAAAGUACAAGGUCGACACUGAUGUGACUGAGGCCUUUUUGAAUGUUCAUAUAACGGAAUUGUCAACGGGAAAGAAGUCAUCGUUUCGAUUUGGAAUUCAUGAGGAUGAUUCUUUGUGAAUUCCGGCGCAUGUACAUUAUCAAUAAAAUUAUGACUAUUUGUUUUGUCGUGAA